AUGGCGGAGGCUGAUAACCUUAGGGUUGAGACUCUUCAGAAGAUCGUGGAGGUUGUGACGCCGGUUCAAGCGGCGGAGUUUUUGCUCGCCGGGAAAAGAUUACCCGUGUCGCUGCACGAAUGGGGAAGAGUUAGAGAAGAGAGAUAUUUUGGUUGUGCACGUGCGGGGGACGCCGCCACAAGAGGCGGAGCCGGGUAG
Arabis nemorensis is the source of this 198-nucleotide messenger RNA. Lineage: Eukaryota; Viridiplantae; Streptophyta; Magnoliopsida; Brassicales; Brassicaceae. The record is from the annotation of a GenBank genome assembly.